GACUUUAUUCCACGCCUCAGUGGAAUGGGCUUGUGUGUGGUAAAUUUAAUGGAUGACAUGCAUGAAUACGUGAGAGGACUAUUUUUACUCAUGUAUUGUGCUCCCACCGUACUCUUGGCCUAUUUAUACAUAAGAACCUCACAAGAAUUGCGACCACCGGAAGAGCCAUUGGCCGUUAUGCUGUACGAACAUCGCGUUGACAUUAGAAUGAGGCAACGCAACUCAUCGGCCUCUUCGGUAGACCGUUCGUACAGUGGUGCCACCACCGCCACUAUAGGCGGAACAGGAGGUGGUGGUGUGCUAAAUAGUCACAGCACUUGUAUGGCACCGUAUUCCACCGGCACCGCAACAAGGUCAUAUGAUUUGUAUAGUGCUGAAUGGGAUGUUAAUCGUGAGAAACGUAAUCAACGUAAUUUUGGCAGUAUGGCUGCUGCCCAGGUUGUGUGUUUGUGUCCUUUAAUGAUUUUACGCUUCGCACGUCUCUCCAUUGAGGAAACGUACGAGAAUCAAAGACAUUUUGAUUUCACCUACUUGAUGUUUGUAUGGAUUGCCUUUUUGCCCACGGUUAUAUUUCCCUGUAUCUAUGCAUCACAAAUAUUACCAAGAGAGGAACAAGAACGUCUACGAGGUUACUUUCGUUUAUCAUCAAAACGUUUGUCUAAUAAAUCCAAUAAGAAACAUACAAAAGGUGGCACUGAUGGUCGAAGAGGCGGUAGUGGUGGUACGGGCGGUAGUGAUGGUCAUACUCCUAGUUCAAGGGAAGAUUCCAUAGAAAAAGAUGAGAAUACAAAUACAACACAGGCAACAUCCAUCAUCUUAAAUGGUGAAGGUUAUAUGAGUGGCAGUGGUGGUGGAGGAGGAGGAGGUACUGAUAUGGUAGGAGGUGUUGGCAGUGAUGCACUGGGAUCUAGUGUUGCUAAUAAUAAACAUGGAAAAUAUCAGCAUCAUUCUAUGUGUAAAGAUGGAGUAGGGGCUACUAGGGUACCACCACCCAGACAUGGCAAAGAUGGUGCUAAACUGUCCAAGCGUAAUGAUUCUUUAGCUAGUGUGACUAAUGACAAUGUACAUGAUGCUAAGAAAUACAAACGUAAGAAUAAUUCUACUGGAGGUGUUGGCGGAGGACCAGGAGGUGGAGUUGGUGCAAAUUCUCUGUCCUCACAACAACAAAGUGAUGUACGCAUUAAUAUAAUUUCCGAUGGUAAAACUAAAUCCUCAACACAAAGACGCAUGAAUUCUGUGGAUGCUGUUAUUGGCCGGCCAUCUUGUUUGGGAGGAGGUCAACGCAAAUUAACUUUAGAAUCGUUAGAUAAUCGUUCUUGCUCGAAUUUAACCUCCUCCACGUAUUGCAAUGGCAACAGUAGUCUGCUGGAUGAUGGUGACGUUAGUAAUUUUGGUGAUGGUGAAGAUUCCUCCAUAGUAAGUGGCAUGAUUGUACAGGCCUCCAGCAAUGGCAGCAGCACCGGUUUACCACCUUACUAUGAAAAGAAACCCAAUGGCAUGAGUUUGUAUUCCAGUGGAGGUUUGCGUGCUCGUGAUAUGUCUUUUGAUGAUUGCAGCUCAUUUUCUCGCAUGGAUUCGUCCAGUACGUUGGCACGUGAAAUGGAGAUAAUGGAUUUAUUAGAGCGUGAAAGAUCCAGUCUGGAUAUGCAAGAGUUAUUGCAAAGAGAAAAGAACAAUGAGUCCAUAAAGAGAAGGGAAGGAGAGCGUCGUAGAUUACCGGAUAUAGAUAAAAUCUGUCAAAAAUCUCCCAAACCUAAAAUGGAUCCCUAUUCAUAUGAAAUUUCUAACAAUACUUCCAUAACAUCAUUGUCGGCCAAAGUGCCCACCUCCACGGAUCCCUUAAGAACAACUGAUUCCUUUAGUUUAUCUUCUCAUAUGAAUGAAGAUGAUGCUUCCCUUAGUUUACCCUAUGACAAGGAGCCUAUACAUUCCUCAAAGUCACCACAACGAAGUAAUGUUGACGAGGAGGUGCCCUCCGAUUUCUUUGAUAGUUAUACACCCGGUGAUACCACCGCCAUAUUACCAUCCUCAGCGCCUGCUGUAAGCAGUGCUGUGCAAUAUCAGUACUCACGACGUUUAAGUCGCAAAACCUCGGCCCAUCACAAUCCAGGCUCUAAUAGCUCACAUCAUCAUCACAACCAUCGCAUGUCCAAGCGUGACAGUUUCAAUUCAUUGAAUAGCAAUGAUUUAAUAGCUGGUGCUUUCGGUGAACUGGAUCCCACACAACCCUUAACGAAAAUGUCUGUGAUUGAGAAUCGAGUGGUGAGACGCAGUGGCAGUGGUCGUACUUCUUCGUUUUCUUCCUCGGCACGUAGCUCUAUGAAAUCCCGUGAUUACGGUCAUAGUUCAACGCAUUCGGCUCAUCCGGAAUUGGAUUUCAGGGAAAACUUUUUAGCCGAUUUGUAAGGGAAGCACGGGUACACAAUGUUCUAAAUGGUUUAUAAAGCUUAAGGGUGCUUAGCUAAAUUAAGUUAAUGAAAACUUUAGAGGAAUUUUUUUUACAUAAGAAAGUAAGUAUUUAAGAAAAUUUAAAAUUGUUAUAGUUAGUUAAGAGACGAAAAUAUAUAUAUACAUACACUUACAUACAUAUAAAUGAUUUAAGUGAAUUAAAGAGAAAAUAACUUUUGUAUAUUAAUUUUAGUUAGUAAGUUCGUAGAAGUUGAGUGAAGAAGUGCUUUAAUGUGAGUUUGAAAAGUGGUGCAAUUAAUACAAAAGUUAUUUUUAUCUUGUUCCUGUAAGAAUAAUUUUUAAAUUCUAAGCUAUUACGCAAGUAUGAAUUAACAAUUAAUUUAAGGGAAUAUAUAAUUGUAUCCUUGUUAAUUGUUAAUCAAACCUCGUAUAUACAAAUAUAAAGUUUACUCAAUCUAUAAUUUUUAUGUUCAUUCUUUAACAUAUAAACGGGUUUUGUAAAAAUGAAUUUAAACAAAAAAAUGUAUGAGAAAAAAAUCUAUGAAAAACAUAAAACAAACAGAAAUUAUGCAAAUUGAGUGGCUUUGUUCGCAAACAAAAGUUCAAUUUUAAACGCAACGAAAAGCUUCAAUAAACAAAAUGGAAACAAAAACAAAAAAAUAAACUUAAAAAGCUUUAAACACACACACAAAUAAUCUUAAAAAAUAGAAUAGAAUUGCAAGAAAACGAAUAGAAAACAAUGGAAUAGUUAUGAAAUAAAAAUAAAAGGAAUCUGAAUGAUAAAAAUUUCGGAAAGCUUGGGUCAUCCUUAGGUUACUUGAGGGAAAUGUUAAGUUGAAAGUUCUCUGCUAAAAACUCUACAUUAGAACUUUACCUGAAGAUCAUGUUAUAAAGCUUUAUCUUGGUUCUCUUUGGCUAAAUGAUAUUAAAGAGAGUGCAGUUUCGGUUUUUCUCAAUACAAAGAAAGUUGUCGUUUGUUAAGAAAAAUAUAUGUAUCUUAAGAUGACCUUGGCCCAAGAUUAUGACAUUGCAAAAGCUAGAAAAUAUUUUUUUAUAAAAACACAAAUCCAAAACAAAUAUUGAAAUAAAUAUAUUUUUGUACUUUUGACUAAAAUAUAAUAAUAAUAUAUAAUUGUUAAUAAAUAUCUAAAAGAAAUAAUCAAAUUACUAUAAUUAUUAUAAUAUAUAGAAAAUUUAUAAAAUAUACUAUAACAAAAUUUAAAAAAUUUAAUAAAAUUGUAUAGAAAUUAGUUAAGUUUUCUCAAAUUUUCUCAUUGUUAAAUUUAAGAUUUGAAUUUUUUUUUACAAAAAUAAAUUAUUAAUAAAUGUUAUUAAAAUUAAAUAUAAAUAAUAAUUAUAGUUAUGUAUAUUAAAUUAUAACAAGAUAUCAAUCAGUAGGGAAGUAUUUAGUUCCACUGUAAAUGACAGAACAGCUGUAUUAGGAAUUCUAUUUAAAAUCGCAAAAAAUAUAAUAUAAAAAUGGAUUCCUGUUCAAAAAGAAAUUGUAACAUUUCAACUACAAGUAAUUCGUAAGGACAACUGAUUCCAUUAGCUUAUCUUUCCAUAUAAAUGAGGGUAACUGGACUAUAGACUAGUUUGGACUAGACUAUAGACUAG
This is a messenger RNA of Lucilia sericata (common green bottle fly), 4026 nucleotides long. RefSeq lists its product as uncharacterized. Gene Ontology annotation, biological process: neuropeptide signaling pathway. The annotation marks the transcript as partial. The transcript has 4 exons. Gene Ontology annotation, molecular function: neuropeptide receptor activity. Lineage: Eukaryota; Metazoa; Arthropoda; Insecta; Diptera; Calliphoridae. The record is from RefSeq and is a predicted model, not a curated record.